Mucor velutinosus is the source of this 1101-nucleotide messenger RNA. RefSeq names its product peroxisome assembly protein (Peroxin-2) (gene PEX2). Bases 1 to 1101 code for a protein of 366 amino acids. The record is from RefSeq and is a predicted model, not a curated record. The transcript is spliced from 5 exons. Gene Ontology annotation, molecular function: sphingosine N-acyltransferase activity. Gene Ontology annotation, biological process: ceramide biosynthetic process. Gene Ontology annotation, cellular component: membrane. NCBI's taxonomy places the organism in Eukaryota, Fungi, Mucoromycota, Mucoromycetes, Mucorales, Mucoraceae.
AUGAACAAGCUGACCCCCAAGGACUCGCUAAAAGCGAGAAAGACGACAACAACCUUGCAAGAUUUAGCGAAUUAUCUCGCCAAACGUCAGAUAGAGAUACCUUUGAAGGUGGUGGGAUUCAUUCUAGCUGGCUACUUUCUUCGACUGCCAGUGUUUGAGCACUUUAUAUUCAUCAGCAAUCAGAGAGAGGAUGGUCGAUUUGAAAAGAGCCCUUGGGAUGUACCGUUUCUCUUCUUUUACAUUUGUGUCUUUACUGCACUGAGAGCAGCUACCAUGGAUUAUGUGCUAUUUCCACUUGCAAAGCUUGUCAAUGUUCCAAAGAAGAAGUACCAACGCUUUGCUGAGCAGUCUUAUUCUGUUUUCUAUUACGGCAUUGCAUUUGGCUUUGGUGUGUAUGUCAUGUACGAUUCUCCCUGGUGGUUCGAUACAACCUACUUUUGGCGCGAUUAUCCCGUUACGGAUUACACAAAAUCAUUUAAAUAUUAUUACUUGGUGCAAUUCGCUUAUUGGCUUCAGCAAAUCUUUGUCUUGCAAAUCGAAGCACCUAGAAAAGACUACAAAGAGCUGGUUAUGCAUCACAUCAACACAUUGCUCUUGAUCAGUCUCAGUUAUUGCUGCAACUUUACUCGUGUGGGUAAUGCCGUAUUUGUGUGUAUGGAUCUUCCGGACACCAUUCUAGCAUUGGCAAAAGCAUUGAAUUACUGUUUGCCCGGGAUUGUGUGUAAUACGACCUUUGGCAUCAUGGUGGUCUCUUGGCUGUACACCAGAGUCUACUUGUUUGGCUGCAUCAUUUGGUCUACUCUGACCGAGCCCGAUCUCUAUGUGCCUCAGUUUGUAUUGCAUCCUCCCAGCGGAAACUGGUUUCCUUACUUUGUAAAGUACAUUAUUGCCGGCCUUAUGAUUGGUUUGUACUUUUUGAUCCUGUUCUGGACAUUGAUGAUUUUCAAGGUCAUUUACAGAAUAUUGACCGAGCCAGAAGCAAAGGAUGUGCGUUCAGACGAUGAAGAUGAGGUCGAAUACAACACCUCUAUGGAAAAGAUUGAAGGUGAUCAUUCUACUCCCAAACUCACAGCAAAAGACAUCAAAGCCAAAACUCAAUAA